This is a messenger RNA of Dicrocoelium dendriticum, 1551 nucleotides long. The record is from the annotation of a GenBank genome assembly. Lineage: Eukaryota; Metazoa; Platyhelminthes; Trematoda; Plagiorchiida; Dicrocoeliidae.
AUGCUAGCAGCUGAUCGUUUUGUCCACAAUUCCACAAUUGAACGCCAACACUCCUUGAUCUUCUUUUUUUGUCACUUUGCAUGCCUGACGACGAAGUACAACUGUCCAUCGGUGCCAGCGGUUCUCUCCGUCUUGUUGGCCAAUGUGAAUGCCUUCUACGCUCAUACCACCUCUUCAAACAGUCAGACGGCAAGCGAACGUUUUAGUGCGAGCAAUUUUGGUCGUGAAAAGUUUAUAAAGAUUUUGGACAGUCUGUAUAUCGCAAUUCGCAUAGACCUCUCCAAAUACCGCACUGUUUUUCCAGCCUCAAAGCCAGAGCGACUGCUGGACCUGAAAUCCACUGUCGAUCUGCUGACAAGCAUCACAUUCUUUCGUCUUAAGGUGCAGGAACUCACAUCACCACCAAGGACGGGACAGAUUUUACGUGAAUGCAUUGCCGCGUGUAUUCAUGCCACGUAUCAGUGCUUAUGUGAGAACGUCCACGAACUCUAUGGAAAAAGUAUUCAGAGCAGUGGACUGAAGGAGACAAGAGGUGAAAGUGAAAAUUUGGCGGAAGCUUCUAAUAUUGGUAUAAAUGAACAGGCUUAUCAAGGAGAAAAUAUGGAAUCAGAAAUGAUGGAAGAUGAUCGAAAGCAUUACGCACCCGUCCUGAACCAGUUCCCACAUGAAAUUAAUCUCGGUGACAUGUCGGCAGAAAUGAUGUGGAACAAUCUUUCAGCCGACUUAUCUUCCGACCUGGAAAGGCAUGCAUUACUGGCUCGAAAGUUUAUGGAGUCCGGAAGUUUGGUUAACACGCCGCCCCCGAAAACCCGAUUCGGUCGGUUUGCUAACGGGCCCAAACGGCAUAUGGAUACAGUCAGCACCGGAGCGCAAAGAAUCAAGUCCUCCGAUUACAUGAACUUGUGUUUUCGUGUCAAGUGGUUUUACAAUUCAUAUAUAGCCAACCUACCACACUGUCAGGGACGAGUGCCGGAUUAUCCAAAAUGGUUCGAAAGCCUAGUGAUAUUGUGGCUCACUGAGAAUGAUGAUGUUUCUGCCAACUACCUGCGGAACGCCUACGAACGUGAUCAACAAGACGGAUUUCAGUGCUCAAGCGAGCAUGUUCUCUACUCCAACUCCGUUGUAGAUGUAUUCACACAAUUGAAUCAGUGCUUUGAUGUAAUUAGAAAGCUCGAAUGUCCAGACAGGGAGAUUGAAGGGCACUUUCUGCAUCGGUUUUCUUUAACGGUUGAGAAGGUGCUGUUGGCUUAUACAGAGAGAGUGGUGGCCGAUUUUCCCAGCCACAAAUCCGACGUCCGUGUGGCUUGUAUUCUUGUGAAUAACACGCAACAACUUCGAGUUCAGUUGGAGAAGGUGUACGAGGCCAUGGCUCGGGAAAGUCUGAAGGAGCGCACAAACGAUCGCCUGACAGCCCUCCAAGGUCGUUUAAACGAGGCAGUUGACAAGCUUGUGGGUCAGCUGACCGACGAAUUUGAGCCUGGUGUGAGGACACAUGUUCGGGAAUGUGGGCGGUUACUGCAAAAAGUGAGUCUUUUCUGGCAAAACUUGUGA